GACACACAGAGUUUUACCUGGAAUAUUUCAAACGCUUCCAAUUUGUGGUGUGUGACGUGGGGUCAGGUCCGAGCCAAGGGGUUUCCAUGACGAUGAGCGAGCACCCUGGUUGGUGGACGGUACCACUGCAGGAGUUCUGUGUGUAGAAGGAGAGGAAGGGCAUGUCUUUAGCUAACUAGAGGCAGGAAUAACCUAGCAACAGGAAACCAAGAGGAAGAACUUCCUGCGAUGUCAGUGAAGGUGACCCCUGUGACCCCUGCUGGCCCGCCCACCCCCGGCCCUGCUCUCCGCCACUCAUCGUUCUGCAAGAUAUGGAGGGGGAGACAGAGGAGAGGGGCGAGGUGCACAGGUGUUUAAGGAGCUCCGGUGUGCAGGUUCCAUUCAACAUGAACAACAGCAACAGCAACGAGGAAGAGGAACAGAAGAAGAAGACAAGUAAAAAGGAGAGGAAAGAGAAAAAGGAGAGGAAAGAGAAAAAGGAGAAAGAAAAGCAGGAGAAAAGGGAGAGAAAGGAACAGAAGAAGAAGGAGAAAGAGGAGAAGGAGUUGAAGGAGAAAGAGGAGAAGGAGAAGAAGGAGAAAGAGGAGAAGGCCAAAGCUGAAGCGCCUAAAGAGAUCACGGUGAUAGACCCAGCAGGUAACAUGUAUUAUAACUGGCUCCUUGUCAUCACCAUUCCUGUAAUGUACAACUGGACCCUCAUCAUAGCCAGGGCCAGUUUUGAGGAGCUCCAGACAGACUUUCUGAUCUACUGGUUCAUCAUAGACUGUGUCUCUGAUGUGGUCUACCUGGCGGAUAUGGUGUUCAGGACCAGGACAGGUUACCUGGAACAGGGUCUGUUGGUGAAGGAUCAGAAGAAGCUGAUAGAUCGCUAUAUAAACAGUCUCCAGUACAAACUAGACCUGAUCUCCAUGAUCCCUACUGACAUCUUCUAUGUGUACUUCGGACUCAACUACCCCGAGAUACGACUCAACAAGCUGUUCAGAAUCAACAGGAUGUUGGAGUUCUUUCAGAGGACAGAGACUAGGACCAACUUCCCCAACGUUCUGCAUAUCUCCAUCCCUCCCUUGUUCCCUCUCUCUCUCUACCUCCAUCGAUCCAUUCAUCCCUCGAUCUCUCUCUAUGUUAUCACCAGGAUGUUGGAGUUCUUUCAGAGGACAGAGACUAGGACCAACUUCCCCAACGUUCUGCGUAUCUCCAUCCCUCCCUUGUUCCCUCUCUCUCUCUACCUCCAUCGAUCUAUUCAUCCCUCGAUCUCUCUCUAUGUUAUCACCAGGAUGUUGGAGUUCUUUCAGAGGACAGAGACUAGGACCAACUUCCCCAACGUUCUGCGUAUCUCCAACCUCGUCAUGUACAUCGUCAUCAUCAUACACUGGAACGCUUGUCUUUACUACUCUUUCUCCAAGGCAAUUGGUUUCGGAGCUAAUAAGUUUGUGUACCCCGACACGACGGACCCUGAGUUUGGCCGUUUGGUCCGGAAAUAUGCCUACAGCAUGUACUGGUCGACCCUGACACUCACAACUAUCGGAGAGACUCCUCCCCCUGUACAGAACUCUGAGUACUUCUUCGUCGUCACAGACUUCCUGGUUGGCGUGUUGAUCUUUGCUACCAUCGUCGGUAACGUCGGUUCCAUGAUCACCAACAUGAACGCUGCCAGGGCAAACUUCCAGGCCAGGAUAGAUGCCAUCAAACAGUACAUGACUUUCAGAAAGGUCACCAAGGACCUCGAGAAGAGGGUGAUCAAGUGGUUUGACUACCUGUGGACCAAUAAGAAGGCAGUAGAUGAGAGGGAGGUGCUAAAGUUCCUUCCUGAUAAACUCAGGGCUGAGAUCGCUAUCAACGUACACCUGGACACACUGAAGAAGGUGCGUAUCUUUGCUGACUGUGAGGCUGGUCUCCUGGUAGAGUUGGUAUUGAAGCUUCAGCCUCAGGUCUACAGUCCGGGUGAUUACAUCUGUAAGAAGGGAGACAUCGGACGAGAGAUGUACAUCAUCAAGGAAGGGAAGCUGGCCGUUGUCGCCGACGACGGGAUCAAACAGUUCGUUGUCCUUAGCGAUGGGAGCUACUUCGGGGAGAUCAGUAUUCUGUCCAUAAAGGGUUCCAGGGCUGGAAACAGGAGGACUGCUAACAUCAGGAGUGUUGGGUACUCUGACCUGUUCUGCCUCUCUAAAGACGACCUCAUGGAGGCCCUGUCGGAGUAUCCUGAUGCUAAAGCCAUGUUGGAGGAGAAGGGACGGCAGAUCCUGAUGAAGGACAACCUGCUGGACCUGGAGGUGGCGGCGCAGGGCCCGGACCCCAAGGACAUGGAAGAGAAGGUGGAGAGGAUGACAGCAACGCUGGAGUCCCUCCAGACGCGAUACGCCCGGCUCCUCGCCGAACACGAGGCGGGCCAGAGCAGACUGAAACGCAGAGUCACCCGGCUGGAGAAGAAAGUGGUGGCUCCGGUCCAGGAGGUCGAGGAGCUAGGGGUGGAGAUGGGUACCGUGGCAACCACAGAGUAGAAGAAAUAGUCCCGCUGUUCUGUGUUCAUUAUGUUUUUGAGGAAGGUCUUACCUACCUACUAUAGUGGACUGACUGGAAGUCGCUCUGGGUAAAGAGUGUUGGCUAAAUUAUCAUAAUGUAACGAUGUCUGAACAACAACAGCAUGUGUCAAUGGGCAUCCGGGUGGUAGAGGAAUUACACCAAGAGUUGACUGACCUCUCACUAUCUUGAGUGGGUUGUUCCACAGGUGACCAAAAGAACCAU
Molecule: messenger RNA, 2742 nt
Organism: Oncorhynchus nerka (sockeye salmon)
Lineage: Eukaryota; Metazoa; Chordata; Actinopteri; Salmoniformes; Salmonidae
Gene: cnga1b
Product: cyclic nucleotide gated channel subunit alpha 1b
Exons: 16
Coding region: 312-2498 (728 amino acids)
Biological process (GO): monoatomic cation transmembrane transport
Cellular component (GO): plasma membrane; intracellular cyclic nucleotide activated cation channel complex
Molecular function (GO): cGMP binding; intracellularly cGMP-activated cation channel activity; intracellularly cAMP-activated cation channel activity
Source: RefSeq, a predicted model, not a curated record